Messenger RNA from Chrysoperla carnea, 2073 nucleotides. Its product is annotated as ankyrin repeat domain-containing protein 13D. Gene Ontology annotation, cellular component: cytoplasm. Gene Ontology annotation, molecular function: protein binding. The record is from RefSeq and is a predicted model, not a curated record. NCBI's taxonomy places the organism in Eukaryota, Metazoa, Arthropoda, Insecta, Neuroptera, Chrysopidae. The coding region runs from base 134 to 1951 and encodes 605 amino acids. The transcript has 11 exons.
AAAGCAGCUGUCAAAAAAAUUUUCCAUAGUUUUUUAUUAAUUACUGAAAAAAUUAGAAAAAAAAUUUUUUAAUAACCAUAGGUGAUUCAAAAAGUGUCUUAUUUUAUACUUUUUCAUUUUUGCAUUGCAAAAAAUGACCACAGCAGAAGAUAUCAAAUCGGAAUAUCCCCUACAUUGGUUAGUCUGGAAUAAUUUAUUUAAAGAUUUACAGGAUGAACUAGCUAAAAAUAUUCAUGAUAAGGAGAAAAAAGACAAUCGAGGACGAUCACCUUUAAUGUUAGCCGUGACAUUAGGACAUUUAGAAUCCGUUCGAACUUUAUUACAAUAUGAUACAAAUGUUAAUUGUGAAAACUCUGAAGGCUGGACGGCCGUCCAAGAAGCAGUAGCAACUGGUGAUCCAGAAUUAUUAGCAUUAGUAUUAGAACGUCGAGAUUUUCAAAGGUAUUCAAGUCGUGUUGCUGGUAUACCAGAACUUCUACAACGAUUAAAACAAGCGCCUGACUUUUAUGUGGAAAUGAAAUGGGAGUUCACCAGUUGGGUGCCCCUAGUUUCAAGAAUGUGUCCAAGUGAUACAUAUAAAGUAUACAAACAAGGUUCAAAUGUUCGAAUAGAUACCACUUUAUUAGGAUUUGAUCAUACGAGUUGGCAAAGAGGGAAUAGGAGUUAUAUCUUUAAAGGACAAAACGAUGGAGCAACAAUGAUGGAAGUUGACCAUGAAACAAAGCAAGUUUAUAUUGAAGCGAUGCGUGUUGCCGAGGCAGAAGGUUUAUUGUUAACUCCCCCAGAACAAGCAGUUGAAUCACGUUUAACAACCCCACUUAGUACAACUUACAUUGACACAGAUAAAAUCAGUUUUGAACGGAAUAAAGCGGGAAUUUGGGGAUGGAGAUCAGAUAAAACAGAAAUAGUGAAUGGUUUCGAUUGUAAAGUGUUUAGUGCAACAAAUGUAGAAUUGGUUACUAAAACUCGGACUGAACAUUUAACAGAUAUUGAUAAGGCAAAAGCUAAACAACCGAAGACACCUCUACAAAGUUUUUUGGGUAUUGCGGAAAUUGAAGAAAAAUCUAUGGUCAAUGCAAAUAGUAAUGAAGAGUAUACACAUUCCGGUAAUCCAUGCAACAUAACACCUGAAGAAUAUUUCGAUAAAAACUGUGAUUUAAAUGGCAGGGAUAUAGGACGACCCAAGGAAGUAAAUACUAAAAUACAAAAAUUUAAAGCGACAUUAUGGUUAAGUGAAAAUUAUCCAUUAUCAUUACAAGAACAAAUUAUGCCAAUUGUAGAUUUAAUGGCAAUAUCGAGUUCACAUUUUGCCAAAUUAAAAGACUUCAUUCAAAUGCAACUUCCAGCUGGUUUUCCUGUUAAAAUUGAAAUACCUCUCUUCCAUGUACUAAAUGCACGAAUUACAUUCGGUAAUAUUUUCGGUAUGGACAAUGAAAUUCCAAAUGUUUCUAGAAUAGAAGAAAAUGAUCGAACUACAUGUGUGGUGGAUGAUUCCUGUUUUAAUAUUCCUGUAGGAUAUAAUCAUCUUGGAGCUGAUACUAGACGACAGUUUAGUAUAGAAGAAGAAGAUGAUUUAUUACAAUAUGCCAUUCAGCAGAGUUUAAUUGAAGUGGGCAGUGAAAAAGACGAAGUGGAUAUAUGGGAAGCACUCAAAGCUCAAAGACCUUCACGUCCAACUACUCCAAAUAUAGUUUCAGAAGAAGAACGGCAAUUACAAAGAGCAAUUCAAGCAAGUUUGGGUUUAACCGGUGACUUACAAUUGGAAAACAACAGUAACGUAAACACGGAUUCAUCCAACAGUCCCGAUACCACACAUCACAACUCUGAAGAUGCUGAUUUACAUAUGGCAUUAAUGUUAUCAAAGCAAGAACGUGAUCACGACGAACAAGAGCGACUAAAAGAACAACAAAUGUUAGAAGAAGUUUUACGACUGUCCUUAACUGAAAAAUAGAAUGAAUGUGAAUGUGUGUAAUGUUGAGAGAUUUAUUAUUUAUAUAAAUAUAUAAAUGUUAUUCUGGGUGUAUGACGAUGAUAAUGAUCCUCUAUAAUAUAUAUACAGUGUCCCCCCGGAUA